AUUCCCAUCCCCCGCCUCCAGUCCCGGACCUGCUGCAGCCUGAGCUGGGGGAGCGGAGCUCGGUGGGGAGGGGAGCGGGGCAGGCGACCCAGGAGACAGCGGCGCCGAGGCCUCUCCCCUCCAGGCGGCCUCGGAUCCCACUGGACACUCUGCGGGCACACCGACCGCGCCUCUCGAGUCACCCCACGCCGACCCCUCCCCUUCUCUAGACUGCUUUCCCAUCCUUCUCGCUUUACCUUCCCCACCUUCCGCCGGGCUCCCGGCCGCCGCCCUCUCCUCCUUCCCGGACCAGCCCUUUUUGGCGCCCCUUUUCCGAAGGAGAUGCGAUGAGCUGGUGCCCCUGCGUCCUCAUCGCCGCCCCGGGCACGGUGCCCGUCCAGUGCCCGUGGUGGGGAGGGAGCACUCCGCGGCCCCUCCGUGACGCCCCUCCCUUGGGCCACCCCUCAGCUGGCGUCCCAGGGCCAUGCCCCAGGGGACCCAGCCAGGGGGUGGGCUCUAGAGAGAGCGGGGUGGAGAGAAGGAAGGACCGGGCCUUGGGCGCCUUUGAGAUGCUCCCAAGCGCCAGAGGGGGCCGAGCCAGGCUCAGGCAACCGGGCGGCAGGCAUGAUGCCCUCGCCUAGUGAUUCAAGCCGCUCGCUGACCAGCCGGCCCAGCACCCGGGGCCUUACCCACCUCCGCCUCCACCGAUCCUGGCUGCAGGCCUUGCUCACACUGGGGCUGGCCCAGGUGCUCCUGGGCAUCCUGGUAGUCACCUUCAGCAUGGUGGCCUCCUCCGUCACCACCACCGAGACCAUCAAGAGGUCCUGCCCAUCUUGGGCUGGAUUCUCGCUGGCGUUCUCCGGGGUGGUUGGCAUUGUGUCCUGGAAGCGGCCAUUCACUCUAGUGAUUUCCUUCUUCUCCUUGCUUUCGGUGCUCUGUGUCAUGCUCAGCAUGGCUGGCUCUGUUCUCUCCUGUAAGAAUGCCCAGCUGGCCCGCGACUUUCGAGACUGCUCCAUGGAAGGAAAGGUCUGUGUGUGCUGUCCCUCUGGUCCCCUACACAGACCCUGUCCAGAGUCAGGGCAGGAACUGAAAGUUUCCCCUAACUCCACCUGUGAUGAAGCCCGCGGAGCCCUCAAGAACCUGCUGUUCAGCGUCUGUGGGCUCACCAUUUGUGCCGCCAUUGUCUGCACCCUCUCUGCUAUUGUCUGCUGCAUCCAAAUCUUCUCCCUGGAUCUGGUACACACGCUGGCCCCUGAGCGCUCAGUCUCAGGCCCCCUGGGACCUCUGGGUUGCACAUCCUCGCCCCCAGCCCCUCUCCUACAUACGAUGCUGGACCUGGAGGAAUUUGUACCGCCUGUGCCCCCACCACCCUAUUAUCCCCCAGAGUACACCUGCAGCUCAGAGACAGAUGCACAGAGCAUCACCUACAAUGGCUCCAUGGACAGCCCAGUGCCCUUGUACCCAACUGACUGCCCCCCUUCUUAUGAGGCCGUCAUGGGGCUUCGAGGAGACAGCCAGGCCACUCUGUUUGAUCCUCAGCUGCACGAGGGCUCCUGUAUCUGCGACCGGGUAGCGUCCAUUGUAGAUGUGUCAAUGGACAGCGGGUCUCUGGUGCUGUCAGCCAUCGGUGACCUCCCUGGGGGUUCUAGCCCGUCAGAGGACUCCUGCCUGCUGGAGCUGCAGGGCUCAGUGCGCUCGGUGGACUACGUGCUCUUCCGCUCUAUUCAGCGCAGCCGCGCUGGCUACUGCCUCAGCCUGGACUGCGGCCUGCGGGGCCCUUUUGAGGACAGUCCCCUGCCACGGCGGCCCCCACGGGCUGCACGCUCCUAUUCCUGCUCUGCCCCCGAGGCCCCACCCCAACUGGGUGCCCCCACAGCUGCCCGUAGCUGCCACCGCCUGGAAGGCUGGCCUCCCUGGGCGGGACCCUGCUUCCCCGAGCUGAGGCGGCGGGUCCCCCGGGGAGGCAGCAGGCCAGCGCCAGCCCCUCCCACCAGAGCGCCCCCUCGCCGCUUCAGCGAUAGCUCAGGUUCCCUCACCCCACCGGGGCACCGGCCUCCUCAUCCGGCUCCCCCAUCUCCGCUGCUGCUGCCACGGUCCCACAGUGACCCGGGCAUCACCAUCUCCAGUGACACUGCUGACUUCAGGGACCUUUAUACCAAAGUGCUUGAGGAAGAAGCUGCUUCUGUUUCCUCUGCAGAUACAGGGCUCUGUUCUGAAGCCUGCCUCUUCCGUCUAGCCCGCUGCCCUUCCCCCAAGUUGCUGCGUGCCCGCUCAGCCGAGAAACGUCGCCCUGUGCCCACCUUCCAGAAGGUCCCCCUGCCCUCGGGCCCUGCACCUGCCCACUCCUUGGGAGACCUGAAGAGCAGCUGGCCAGGCCGGGGUUUGGUCACUCGUUUCCUCCAGAUGUCCAGGAAGUCCCCAGACCCCAGUGGGAAUGGAGCCCAUGGACAUAAGCAGGUGCCCCUGAGUCUGUGGGGCCGGCCCGGCCGGGAGAGUCUUCAUCUUCGCAGCUGUGGUGAUCUGAGUUCCGGCACCUCCCUGCGGCGCCUCCUCUCUAGCCGAAGGCUGGAGCGGGGAACCCGUCCCCACAGCCUCAGCCUCAAUGGGGGCAGCCGGGAGACUGGGCUCUGACCUAGGCUUCCUGCCACACCAGACAGAUUCAGGUGAAUGCUGAGGCCAUAGGCCACAGCUGGUUGGGACCAGCAGUCCCUGUGUCCUCUUGCACUGGCUAACACAAAAGGCACCCGCUGAACAACCUCAGAUGUUUCCCUUUCCCUCCUACCUCUGGGGAUUCCUGCUGCUUGCCUUUGUCCCUCUGGCCUAGGAGAGCCGCUGUGCUGUGCUGCAUGGGUGUUCAGGUCGGGAGACAUCUCUGCUUACAGAUAUGCAGGAGGAAAACAGGUAGAGCUCUGUCCCCCCAGCAGGAGAGCAACCCUCUGGUCAGCCAGGCGCACUAUGGCCAGGGCAAAGUCCUGUCCUGGUGUUUCAGCAUAGGGGGCUGUGUGCCUAUGCAAUGGGGUGGUGAGGCAUGAAGACAGAAAAAUCUGGUGACCUCUCUGCUCUGCCACCUCAAGCUGCAUGACCCUGAGCAAGUUAUUUAACCUCAAUUGCCUGAUCCGUAAAACAUUGUGAGGAUGAAUGUUUAUAAAGCUCUUAACACACACUAAGUAAGCCUUCAAUAAAUUUCAGUUUCCCCCUU
Molecule: messenger RNA, 3178 nt
Organism: Talpa occidentalis (Iberian mole)
Lineage: Eukaryota; Metazoa; Chordata; Mammalia; Eulipotyphla; Talpidae
Gene: ENTREP3
Product: endosomal transmembrane epsin interactor 3
Exons: 12
Coding region: 604-2610 (668 amino acids)
Cellular component (GO): membrane
Source: RefSeq, a predicted model, not a curated record